Molecule: messenger RNA, 1692 nt
Organism: Stegastes partitus (bicolor damselfish)
Lineage: Eukaryota; Metazoa; Chordata; Actinopteri; Pomacentridae
Gene: grk1a
Product: G protein-coupled receptor kinase 1 a
Exons: 7
Coding region: 1-1692 (563 amino acids)
Biological process (GO): visual perception; protein phosphorylation; signal transduction
Cellular component (GO): cytoplasm
Molecular function (GO): ATP binding; rhodopsin kinase activity
Source: RefSeq, a predicted model, not a curated record
AUGGAUAUUGGUGGCCUGACAACAGUGGUGGCCAACUCUGCUUACAUCUCAGCCCGUGGGAGCGUCGAUGGCACUGCCAACCCGGCAUCUAACCGAGACAAGAAGUACCACGCUCGCUUGAAGCUGCCUCACAUCACAGUGUGUGAGGGUCUGAGAGAGACUUUAGACCUGGGCUUCCAGACAGUAUGUGUGGAGCAGCCCAUCGGAAAACGUCUUUUCCAGGAGUUCCUGGACUCCAACAAUGAGUACAAAGGCCCCUGCCGCCUGUGGAAGGAUAUUGACGAAUACAACAAUGCAGAGGAUGAAGAUAGAGUCAAGAAAGCGAGCAAGAUCUUGUCCCGUUACAUGGAGCCUGGUGCCAAGUAUUACUGCCCCUUUCUGCCAGAAAAUGGCAUCACCAAUGUCAAAGAGAAACACCAUGAAGCCGGGGACGAUCUUUUCAGUGAGACCAUGGACAGCGUGAUGGACUUUCUCAAGGAAGUGCCCUACACUUUCUUCCUGGAGAGUAUGUAUCUGAAGAGGUUCCUGCAGUGGAAGUGGCUGGAGAUGCAACCUAUGGGAGAGGACUGGUUCUUGGAUUUUCGUGUUUUAGGCAAAGGGGGUUUUGGGGAAGUGUCUGCCUGUCAGACAAAGGCCACGGGGAAACUGUACGCCUGCAAAAAGCUCAACAAGAAAAGGCUGAAGAAGAGAAAAGGCAACGAGGGGGCGAUGGUGGAGAAAAGGAUCCUGGCUCGAGUUCACAGCAGGUUCAUUGUGUCUUUGGCUUACGCCUUCCAGUCGAAAACAGAGCUAUGUCUGGUCAUGACCAUCAUGAACGGAGGAGAUCUAAGAUAUCACAUCUAUAAUGUUGAUGAGAACAACCCAGGCUUUGACGAGCCGCGGGCCUGUUACUACACUGCUCAGAUCAUCCAGGGUAUGGAGCACCUCCACCAGAAAAGGAUCAUCUACAGAGACCUCAAACCAGAGAAUGUGCUGCUGGAUAAUCAAGGUAACGUCCGUAUCUCUGACCUUGGCUUGGCUGUGGAGCUGGCUGACGAUCAGUUCAAAAUCAAGGGCUAUGCAGGGACUCCAGGCUUCAUGGCUCCAGAGCUGCUGAAAGGAGAAGAGUAUGACUACUCUGUGGAUUAUUUCACUCUGGGCGUCACUCUGUAUGAGUUUCUGGCUGCCAAGGGGCCCUUCAGGACCCGAGGAGAGAAGGUGGAGAACAAGGUGGUGAAGAAGCGGAUCUUGAACGAUCCAGUAAUUUAUCCAGAGAAAUUUAGUGAGAACGCCCGGUCCAUCUGCGAGGGUCUGUUGAGCAAAGAGAUCGACAAGAGGCUCGGCUUCAAGGACGGCUCAUGUGACGAGCUGAGGGCGCAUUCUUUCUUCAGCGAGAUCAACUGGAGGAAACUGAAUGCAGGGAUUCUUCCUCCCCCUUUUGUGCCAGACUCCAAGACAGUGUAUGCCAAAGACAUCGAUGACGUCGGGGCCUUCUCCACAGUAAAAGGCGUGCAGCUGGAAGACAAGGACAUGGACUUUUUUGAAGAGUUUGCUUCAGGAAACAUCUCUAUCCCGUGGCAGGAGGAGAUGAUCGAGAUGGGGAUCUAUGGAGAGCUCACAGUCUGGGGUCCGGGCGGCACUUUGCCCAACGACCUGCGACGUGAAUCCAUCCUGGAGCAGCCGCCCAAAUCCUCCACCUGCACACUGUCAUAA